AUGGACUCAAAUCCACGAGCGGCCUUGGAACGCCAGCAGCUGCGUCUCAGGGAGCGGCAGAAAUUCUUCGAAGACAUUUUGCAGCCAGAGACAGAGUUUGUUUUCCCCCUGUCCCAUCUGCAUCUCGAGUCCCAAAGACCCCCCAUAGGUAGCAUCUCGUCCAUGGAAGUGAAUGUGGACACACUGGAGCAGGUGGAAUUUAUUGACCUUGCUGAUCAGGAUGGAGCAGAUGUGUUUUUGCCUUGUGAGGACUCUCCACCAACCCCCCAGAUGUCUGGAGUGGACAGCCAUCCAGAGGAGCUGAGCCUGCCGGUACCCACGCCAGACAGGACUACAUCCCGGACCUCCUCCUUGUCCUCUGACUCAUCCAAUUUGCGCAGUCCAAAUCCAAGUGAUGGGGGAGCAGACACCCCCUUGGCACAGUCAGAUGAGGAGGAUGGGGGUGAUGGAGGGGCAGAGCCUGGACCCUGCAGCUAGCAAUGGGCCUCUUGAAGACUGAUCAAUCUGGCUAUUCUCCAUGGAGAGGAGAUCCCAGGCCCAGCAGAGCACUCUGGAGAAGACCUGACCCUUUACUUGCCGUCAGCACCAGAGGGGUAAAGGAUGGUGGAUGGUGUACCUGAGAAUUAGCCUUCCCCUGCUUUCUGCUAACUUUCUCCUGCUGCAACCCUCCCACCAGUGUUUUUCUCCUGAGGUAGGACUUCUAAAUGAGAAGCUGGAAGAUGAGGUAGGACAAGAUACCACUGCUUUCUUAGUAUCCCUCCUGCCCCCAAAUGACCUGUAGUCUUCCACUAGAGUCUCCUAAGUCGGUGUCUCUGAGGGGAAGGUCUGAGAAGUUCCACUUGGCACUCUGUGAGGUUAUACUGCAGUAAUCCUGCCUCUUUAAGUCCUUUUUGGAACAGGAUAUAGUAUAAAUAAUAAACCAUAAAUAAUAAACUAUAA
Myodes glareolus (Bank vole) is the source of this 939-nucleotide messenger RNA. Lineage: Eukaryota; Metazoa; Chordata; Mammalia; Rodentia; Cricetidae. The record is from RefSeq and is a predicted model, not a curated record.